Messenger RNA from Hydatigera taeniaeformis, 1305 nucleotides. Lineage: Eukaryota; Metazoa; Platyhelminthes; Cestoda; Cyclophyllidea; Taeniidae. The record is from the annotation of a GenBank genome assembly.
AUGACCUUGAACCACGAUGCAAAUUGUUUGCGAAAACGCCAAACCAUGCGUAGCACGGUGGAUGGCGCGUGUUACCCAUCCAACAUUCAAUUGCCUAUAGGUACUGACGGCAUUUCAUCAUUAUGUUUUUUACCCUCAAAUGAAAAGAAUACGCUAAUGGUUGGUACCACUGGUGGUCGCGUAAGGAUCCUUGAUUGCUCAGGAGGUGCAUGUCAAACUCUUUACCAAAAACGAUGGCACAAGUCCAUAAGAUGUUUGAUAGUCAAUCCAUUCUCCCCCACUUCUUGCAUCACGGCUUCUAGCCAGGCAUUUCUAAAGAUUCAUGAUAUCGAGACAGGGAAACGGAUUGGUUACUACGCAAGAAUGGAAGAUUCGUCAUCAUUUUCUGCAUUGCUAGCUGUCACCGAUCAUCGGUGGAUAACAGGAGACGAUGACGGUAUGAUAAAAAUGUGGGACGAUCGACUGAAAGAAGGACAUUGCUUCACUAUAAAACCCAAUUUAGACGAGAUGGAUGCGGAUGUCUGCGGGAUUAACGAUCUGGGCGUUGGGGCCGAUCCUCAAGGCACCUUGCUCGCCGCUGUGGAAUCAGGAUGUCUUGUCACGUACAAUAUUAGACGUAGACGACUUGAGACUGUUUCUGAGCCCUUGGGCUACAGUGCUCGUUCAGUAUGCUCCGUUAAAAGCGGUAGAAAGGUCCUUUUGGGCACUGAUGAGGGAGUGAUAUUGACCUACAAUUGGAAUGAAUUUGGUAGUGUCUGCGAUCGAUUCCCCGUUCGGACGAGUCGCACUUGGGUUGACCAUCGCUCGGGCACGAAAUUCUUUGAUGAGGCUGGUUAUCCAGCAGUGGAGAAGAUUGUCAAAGUCACAGAGGAUGUUAUUGUCGUAGCUACAGACGAUGGGGCUAUUAGCCCGAUGAGCAUCCUCCCCAAUCGCAUGCUCACAUGUCUCGGGUGGCAUACUGCCGAUGACACUGCAAAGGGUGGUGGUGAUUGCAUGACGUUAGCAGUUUCUCCUGCCUCUGGAGCUGUGCCUCUGGUAGCUAGUGCACUUCCUUCCUCACCGUGUCUCAAAUUCUGGUCCGUGGCACACCUUCCAUCGGAAGCAGACGUUGAGUCAGCAAGGGUAGUGGCAGGGGCGAAGGGGACGGUAAAGACGUGGGGACGGGAUGCGAAAUCUAAGGUCACUUCGAGGAGUGCAGAUUGCGAUAGAGAUGAUUUCUUGUCAGGACUGAUGGAGAGAGGUGAGGAAGAGGACGAAGGAAGCAAAGAAGAAACCAGUGAUGACACCGACAGUGAGGAUGAUUAG